GGGGACGCACGGAGGGUUGCAGCGGACACCCAUGGCGCGAAGUCCGGGCUCGUGUCGCUGUGAUGGUGGCAGCGCUGCUCUGUUACCACAUCAGCGCGGCCUGGAGGGGACCCGCGGGGGGCCCGGCAUUGUCCGUCUGUCCCCUGUCCCGCUGUCUGUCCAUCGCAGCGUUCUGGAACCGCUGGCGGCCGCGUGGCCGAGCUCCAAACGGCGUCGAGGCCUUCCCUGCCGUGUGUGGGCGGCAGUCACGGCUGCCCAGGCCGCCCCUGGCCGGUUGCCGCCGGCUCGUCUUUCCGUCCCUCAAGGACAGCUUUAAUUACCCCCGGAGUCUCCCCGCCGCCGGAUCCGGUUCCCAUCAAUGAUUCAUGGCCCGCUGUGGGAAGGGGUUCCUCGGCCGCCGGGUUGGGACCGGGGGGAUUUUCCGACCUUUGCGGCGUUCCGUCGGCGGUUGGGGGUGCGCGGGGUGUCCCCGUGGGGGACGAACGCCGCUGCCUGCAGAGCCCGGAGGUCCCCAUGGGUGUCCUGAGCUGCAUGAAGUACCUGAUGUUCAUCUUCAACGUGCUGGUGUUUGCCGGGGGGAUCUGCCUGGUGAGCGUGGGGGUCUGGGUGGCUGUGGACCCGGCUGGUUUCCAGGACAUCGUGGCUGCCAAGCCUGUGCUGAGUGUGGGUGCCUACCUGCUGCUGGCUGUGGGCAUCGCCCUCUCGCUGCUGGGCUUCCUGGGGUGCUGUGGGGCGCUGCGCCGGAGCCGGCCACUGCUGCUGGUGUUCUUCAUCCUUGUGAGCCUCGUCUUUGUCACACAGCUCGUUGGGGCUGUGCUCUUCCUGGCGCACUGGAGGCAGAUCCGGCCAGAGCUCUUCCUGUCAGAGCUGCGAAGGAACUACUGUGGGGAUGAGGGUGCUGAGGUUUUCUCCGUGGCUUGGAAUACCCUCAUGGUGACGUUCUCCUGUUGUGGCGUUUUAGGGCCUGAAGACUUCGGGAAUGGCUCCCGCUUCCAGGAGCUGCACCCAGGGACGCCCUGGCCGCAGGCGUGCUGUGCCCGGGAUGGGCUCCUGCAGGCAGGCGAGCUGCUGGGCUGGGAGCAGUGCCAGGAGAGGAGCCCUGGCUACAUCCAUGAGCAGGGCUGCUUCCCCACCUUCAGCAAGACCUUGCAGAAGUACAUCUCUGUCCCCGGGAUGUGCAGCUUGGCCGUGCUGGGCAUUGAGACCUUCGCUAUGUUCUUCGCCUUUUGCCUUUACUACAACUUUGACUGAGCAGGAUGCUGGGAGCAGCUCUCCAGGCCACGGGCAUUGCAGCAGAGAUGAGCCAAAUGCAUUGGAAACAGCAGCAGGCAAGGAUACUGUUUUCUUGCAUAUCCCAGCCCAGCUGUACAGAUGAGUAGCCUCAUUGAGUCCUGUGUCUGCUCCAGUGGAUGGGUAAGGAUGAGGUGGCUCACUUAUCCUGGAGCAGGGACAGGGCUCAGGUUCAAACCUUUGCACACAUACACGUGGACAAGGAGGCUGAGCAUCAGACUUGCUCCUGCUGCAAUCUGCCAGGAAAAUAGCUUUGACAACACAGAGUCCUGCCUCUAAAAGCUUCUGAUCUGCUCUACCACCAGGGUCAGGAUGUCUGCAUCCUCCAUCCUCCCCUCAGCUCUGUUCCACCACUCCUCACACCCCCCCCUCUCCUACACCUCUGGGCCCUUUUUGUCCUUUCUCAGCCCUUCCCUCUCUGCUGGCCUUUUUCUCUGUGCAGCUCCUGGAGAUGCAACCUAGCUGUGUUAAAUGGUGUAAUCUGCAACUGGAAUGUAAGAGCUGGCUCUCUGGCAGCCUUACAAGCCUUUGCUUCAAGAUAUUUUGAAAACCCCAAGCAAACCAGGAAAAAAAAAAGUAAAUUAAAGCUUUAUAUUUUAUUUAUAUAACUUCUCAACAAACAAACAAACCAACUCCUAGGAAACAGAAAUAAUAAAGCCUGCUACUAUUACAUAUUAAGAUAUUUACCAUGUAAAGAAAAAAGGACACAGAGCAGAGCUGACAGCCACAUCAGGAACAAAAGUCACUUAGGGGUCCAGGCGAGAUUUCUUCUCCUCCUUGCCGAUGGUGCUCCCUUUUCUUUUUUGUGUGACAGAUCCAUUGGUGGUUUUUGUUUCAUUCUGGUUUGUUUUCUCCUCCAAAGCCUCCAAAGAAAUAAAAAGUAACAGCUGUGAAUAA
Gallus gallus (chicken) is the source of this 2187-nucleotide messenger RNA. RefSeq names its product tetraspanin-18-like. Gene Ontology annotation, cellular component: membrane. Lineage: Eukaryota; Metazoa; Chordata; Aves; Galliformes; Phasianidae. The transcript has 8 exons. The record is from RefSeq and is a predicted model, not a curated record. The coding region runs from base 514 to 1251 and encodes 245 amino acids.